ACUUUUCAAUCAUCUAAUCCAGCUGAACAUGAAAUCUUCAAUAAUACUACACAAAAUACAAAAGAAGGAUUUAAAAGACUCUUUGAUGGAUAUGAAAUUGGCAAAAUGCGACUUAAAAAGAUUUAUCAACAAGAUAUUGAACAUUCGAUGAUAUGA
Molecule: messenger RNA, 156 nt
Organism: Ambispora gerdemannii
Lineage: Eukaryota; Fungi; Glomeromycota; Glomeromycetes; Archaeosporales; Ambisporaceae
Source: the annotation of a GenBank genome assembly